AUGAAGACGGUCACCUUCUCCCUCGCCCUAGCCGCUCUCUCGGUCCUCGUUGCCGCUGACAACGGCCAUAGCGACACUCGUCGCUCCCGCCUUCCCGCCACAAAGCGCUGCACCGGCACCAUUGCUUCGCUCGACGAUGUUGCCGCGGCACAGCGAUGCGCAACGAUUAAUAUCGAGCCCUUCACCGUGCCGGCUGGCAAGACGUUCGAGCUUGAUCUCGUCGAUAACGCCGUCGUCAACGUUCUCGGUGACAUCAAGUUCGGCACGAAGCAGUGGGAGGGCCCGCUCGUCCAGGUCUCGGGCAAAAACGUUCAGUUCAACGGAAACGGACACAAGUGGGAUGGGCAGGGCUCGUACUAUUGGGACGGGAAGGGCGCGAACGGAGGCAAGACGAAGCCGAAGUUCUUCAAGGUCAAGUUCAGCGGCACGAUGGAUUCGGUCUACCUCCUCAACCAGCCAGUCCAAGGCUUCAGCGUCUCCAACCCCUCCAAGCUUGUCAUGUCGAACAUCGUCGUCGACGUGAAGGCGGGUGCAAGUCUCGGCCACAACACCGAUGCCUUCGACAUCUCGUCUGCAAAAGACCUCACGAUUGAUGGCGCAACGGUGACCAACCAAGACGACUGCGUCGCCAUCAACGACGGCACGGGCAUCACGAUCCAGAACUCGGUCUGCACCGGCGGGCACGGCAUCUCUGUUGGCUCGAUCAAGACGGGCAAGCAUGUCAGCAACGUCGUCAUCAAGAACAACAAGAUCAUCGACAACGACAACGGUCUUCGCAUCAAGACUUACGUCGGUGCGACCGCCGCCAGCGUCUCAAAUGUACAGUACAUCGGGAACACCGUUACGAACGCCAAGAAGUACGGCGUGGUCAUCGAGCAAGACUACACGAAUGAUGGCGCUACUGGCAAGGCAACUAACGGCGUCCCCAUCAACGGCGUCUACUUCACCGGCUCGACAAACAACGUCUCGGUCGGAUCGAAGGCGCAGCGAGUCUACGUCCUCUGCGCAUCCGGUUCGUGCUCGAACUUUGACUUUACGGCGCUCAAAACGUCGGGCGGAUCUGCCGGCUCCAUCAAGGGCGCAGCCGUCAAGGGCUACUCGCUCUAA
Molecule: messenger RNA, 1107 nt
Organism: Rhodotorula toruloides NP11
Lineage: Eukaryota; Fungi; Basidiomycota; Microbotryomycetes; Sporidiobolales; Sporidiobolaceae
Product: endo-polygalacturonase, glycoside hydrolase family 28 protein
Exons: 8
Coding region: 1-1107 (368 amino acids)
Biological process (GO): pectin catabolic process
Cellular component (GO): extracellular region
Molecular function (GO): polygalacturonase activity
Source: RefSeq, a predicted model, not a curated record